Messenger RNA from Ilex paraguariensis (yerba mate), 162 nucleotides. The record is from the annotation of a GenBank genome assembly. Lineage: Eukaryota; Viridiplantae; Streptophyta; Magnoliopsida; Aquifoliales; Aquifoliaceae.
GAAUUUAGGUUGCCCGAGGCAAAAUCUUGGCUCCGCCCCUGAUGAUACGGGAGUGAGUUUUUUUAUUGAUCCUGAGACUUAUAGCUGGAAUGUCGAAGCACUUCGUCACCAUCAUCAAAAGAUCUUCUAUGGUGGCAUUAUACGAAUUCUGAUCAUUUCUCG